Messenger RNA from Trichoderma atroviride IMI 206040, 1347 nucleotides. RefSeq lists its product as uncharacterized. The record is from RefSeq and is a predicted model, not a curated record. NCBI's taxonomy places the organism in Eukaryota, Fungi, Ascomycota, Sordariomycetes, Hypocreales, Hypocreaceae.
AUGAGAUAUCUCACUGUCCUUACUGCCCUUCUGGGUGCAGUUUCAGCCGCUCCUUCGCUCAUCUCCAGAGCCAAGUCGCCAUUCAGCGUCGCCAAGCCCGGCGACGCCCAGGAUAUCAUCAUCACCGCGAACAACACUCUCAACGGAACUUUCCACAGUUCGACCACGACAAUUGUGAACAAGAACGCCAUUCACUCCCGCGCUCUUGGUGGUAGUCUGCCCAUUAAGCUCGUCAACAGCUUCAGUGGUGGCCAGGUCAACGCCUACAUCUCCGGUCUCGACUCUGACGGCCGAGUUGUCUUCGUUGCCGCCGAUGGCAGCUUGGUUUACCCUAGCUCCGGAGGCUCCGCCGUCCCUGUUGCCAUCACCAGCAACAUCGCCAUUCCUCUGCCUGCGCAGGGCAACUCCAUUACCGUCACUGUGCCCAUCGUCAUCACUUCUGCCCGAAUCUACUUCUCCGAGGGCAGCCUCCAGUUCUUCAUGGUCAAGAUUCCCAACGGUGACGGUUUGGUUCAGCCUUCGCCGACCAACCUCUCUGAUCCCAGUGCGGGCGUCAACUGGGGAUUCGUCGAGCUUUCCUACACUACGGGCUUGGCUGUUUACGCAAACAUCAGCUAUGUUGACUUUGUCGGCAUGAUCCUGAGCAUGACCCUGUCCGUCAAGGAUGGUAGCGGCACCCAGGUUACCAAGGGUCUCAGCUCUACCGCCGUCAGCCAGAUCUGCAAUGGCCUCGUCCAGCAGGGCAACUCGGAUGGCUUCCCAUGGAGCUCCAUGUGCGUUGCCAACUCUGCGGGAACCCCCAUCCGCGCCCUCUCGCCCAACGACUACAACGUCAUCAACUCGGCCGGAUUCCAGAACUACUGGAGCGCCUAUGUCGACCAGGUCUGGAACCAGUACACCAACAACCCCCUGACCAUCAACACCCAGAGCGUUGGCAACGUCAACUGCCAGGUUUCCGGCGGCACUCUCAACUGCAGCGGCGACAACCGCGGCUAUGCCAAGCCUACUGCUGGUGAUAUCUGGGGCUGCAACAGCGGACCAUUUGCCAUCCAGGGCGGUGACAACGCCAUCCACACCGCUGUUGUCCCCCGUCUCUGUGCUGCCUUUGUCCGAUCUACCCUCCUGAUUGCUGGCGGCAACGUCCAGCCUGGUGUCGCCUCUUCUCAGUACUACACUGUGAACCCCACCAACCACUACAGCCGCCUCGUACACUCCCUCGAAGUUGAUGGAAGAGGAUAUGCCUUCCCCUAUGACGACGUCAACCCUGAUGGUGAGAAUGCCUCUGGCACUCUGGCUUCGGGCAGCCCUGACACUCUUACCGUCUUUGUUGGUGCCCCACCAUCUUAA